Molecule: messenger RNA, 3391 nt
Organism: Spodoptera frugiperda (fall armyworm)
Lineage: Eukaryota; Metazoa; Arthropoda; Insecta; Lepidoptera; Noctuidae
Source: RefSeq, a predicted model, not a curated record
AAUGUUCAUGUCAUUAGAAUGUCAAGAAAUCAAAAUUUUCAUUCAGGUUUAUGUUUAAUUUACAAAUCAAAUUAUUGAAAUAACGGAAAUCUUGUGUACUGCGGUUUUUUUCGGAAAAUGACUUGACUUUCACAAUAUUUUGAAGAGGAGAGAAGAUUAUUGAAAUGGGUAAAAGCCUUUCUGAAUGGAGGAACAAAGACAAGGAUGGUGAAACAAAAGUUCUAUUCAAAAAGUCAAAUGCUGUAUUGUUCUCGCAUUCAAGAACACUCUCGGGAGUUUCCCAAUCCUACUCCAGAAGUGGGAUUAUGCAGAUAAAGAAGAAUCUAGAACAUUCACACAACUACUAUGAAGACAAGGGGAAACUAAAAAGGGACUUGAGUGUGGAAACCGAUGUUUGUAUCUUAAGAAGAUAUUAUAGAAGUAGGAAGAACAAACUUUCUACUCGAGAUGGCUCCAUGAAGUCCAGAUAUUCCACAAUGGUUGAUACUGAGGUAGAUACUAUAGAUGAGCCCGACACCAGCGCUUGUGGAGACAAUGACACUGAAAAUAAAAGCCAUUCGCCAUUAGACAUAGCUUCACUCAUGAUAGACAAUUUGAAAGACUUACUAAAUCAAUGGAUUCAAGAACAUCUCAUAGAGAAUAAAGACAACAAACAGAAGAUAGAUUCAGUAAUACAUUCUCUCAUUGAAAAGUUUGAUAGAAAUAAAACAUUAACUUCUUCAUCUGGGUCCACGUACGUGUUACACAAAGAAACCACUACACAUGAAGUGAAAGAUAAAAAAAUUGCAACCCCAUCUUUUACUUGUGAUUACUGCAAACAAACCGCUCGAACAGUGAAAGUCGGAUCUACAGCCAAUACCGAUAAUAGAGAGUCUUCAGCGCUUACCAUCCCAUUCAAAUGUAAAGAUAUAAGAAUCAUAUCUACUUUGAGCAUACCAAGAAGUUUCCAUAAAAGGGGAAUGGAGGAACACAAACCACUUGGCAGUUCUUGGUACAAGACGAAUAAAAUGAAACACAAGAAUGUAACAACUCUCUCUGUUGAUAAGUCACACAAAAUGAUCAAUUCGUCUAGUUUCGAUUUAGUGUCAAUCUCAACAAAUACUCUAACAAAACAAUCUACCAAUUGCGAUGUACACGUCAAAAAGAAAAAACGGCAUAUUGUAUUUUUCCCCAAACCUCUUUACAAGAGUGCAACUGAAAGUUCAAGCGUAACAAACAAUGAGCGAACUCAAUUAAACAAUCUUCGUGUGAACAAGGAGCAACUAGAUGACAUGCCAAGCCUCAUGAAAAGUCUUUAUACUACUGAACUUAAUUUAGCUGGCAACCUUGAUAAAAACGUUGAAAACAAUACUACAAAUGAUAACUACACAAUGACUGAAGCUAAAUCAAAAACGAUUAACAAAAUGGCUACAGACUCAAACUUACCAAAUCGUAUUUACAUUCAACAAAGCAUUGAAAAAAGUAUAUACGAAGGAGAUCAACGCGAUAUGGUUGCUGUGGACUAUAUGAAAAAUCAACAAAUACAGUUUUCUAAUAUUAGACAAUCCAAAAGCUUAAGCAUCAGAAACCAAGCGACAACCAAAAGAAACUACAAGAAAACUUCGAUCAAAGGCAAACAUAACAAACACAAACGACGGUUAACUAGCAAAAUACAACAAAAUAUCAAAUUACCUGAAAACAAAAAUAUUCAAAAUAAAAAUUUUACAUUUCUUUACAAGAAAGCUAAUAAUCAAAAGUCUCAAAUAAAACAAUUCGUAAAAUAUUGUCAAAACCUAUUCGAUUAUUUUGAAGAUUACGAAACAAACAAGAAUAUUAAAUUAGAUGUACGUAUUAACGUGCUUCCGUCGUACGAAAAUAAAACAAAAGAUGUGUGUACGGAUAUCAGCAAUCAAGCACUGGGUGUUUAUGAUGUAAAAGGUGGAUCUACUUUGCUAUACAAUGUCAAACCAACUGAAGUAAGUAGUCCUGAGAAUAUGGAUGAGGAUUCUAUGAAAUCACACACAGAAAAUGACAGCUCCUUUGGCUUUACACAUGAAAUCAUUCCCCUCCUUGAUGGUGCUGCAAGUCAAGCUAAAUACAUAUUUGACGAUUCAAGAGAUAAGCUCGAAGGGAACUCGAAACAAAACAGUGUAAUGGAGCGAAGCACCUUGACAAGCGAACUAGAAAUUGCACAAGAAAUCAGUGAACUUCGCGCGAUUAUAAAAGAUUUAACUGCUGCCGCGGAUAAAUUUGUGAGUGAACAAAUCAAGAGAGACUCUAACAAAUCGAAUGCUGGAACCAAUAUGUCUCCACUAAUCAGCAAUAAUUUUACAUCCAGCUCCAAAGUACAAGCUGUUAUUAGUCUGAGAAACCCGUCAAAGGCUGUACAGUAUUCGAAAGAGUUUUUGGCUCAGCAAAAACUCAUAUCGGGAGUCAAACUAAGUAAGGAACCCAAGAAGAAAGAUACGUUUGAAUAUUACAAUAGACUUGCGAAGAAGAGUACGUCUUACCGCAUUAUCGACAGUGAAUCUAUUCUCAGAGUUACCGAUAUGACGUCAAAAGCAAAUGAAAUUCAACAUCAAAAUAAAAUAAUUGAAGGAAACUCAGCUCGCCCUUUGCUAAAGAAAUCCAGAUCAUUAUUUGAGUUACCAGGAGAUCAGAGGAACAAAAGAAAAUUUAUUACAUUAUUCUGUGAUGGUUAUCAGAAAAGUAUACGAUGUAAUGUUUGUAGCAUCCACAAAAAGCAGUCAGAGGGUUCACGCUCUACAUGUUUCAGACGUAGUAGGCGUCGCAACAAAAAUUGGUUUGCACGGAAAAAGAAGGAAAAGAAAUUGAGUGACAAAUCCAAACAACUAAACCAACAAAGUACAAAUCAAUUUUCCGAACUAACUUCUGAGCCUACCACUAUAGUCAGAAUACCUUCUUGUACCUGUCCUACCACCAACGGCUCUGUGGAUCGUGAGUAUGUACAAAUGUUAAUCCCAGAAGGGAAUAGUUUUAAAUAUUCUUCUACGAUGGUGUUUCCUCCUAGAGAAACAGAAGAAAUUGAAAUUGAAGAUGAACAGACUAUAAAUGAAGCGCAAAAAGUCCGUAAAGUACGCAGAGGCAUGAAUUUUGGUGAAGGCUGUGUAUACUGCGUGCUACUCUGGAUCCCUGUCAUAAUGAUUGCUUGCUUGUUCUAUGUGUACGUUUUGAAAGAUAAACUGAAAUCCCAAUUAGAAGAAGGAAAACCUACUUCUGCAAGUACAGGAGUAGUUAUACCUGUGCCAGCGCCUGGUGGAAAUUCCUCUUCAUCAUCAUCGGUUCUCUUUGUGAAACUACGUGAUCUGGGAUUUUAAUAUACAUUUAUUAUUGUUGUGAUAGAUUCUUUCUUUUACUUUUUUUACUAAAAUAAAAAUCGCGUUUUAUUGUU